UACUUUUCUUGGAAGCUUCAUAUACAAGAGAUCCACUGUGCCCCCUCCCCGCGCGCGCUGCUGUCUGCAUCCAACACACAUACCCAUCCCGUGCGCCGAGUCCUUGCCUCCCGUCAGAGCUUCCGUCUUCCAAAGGAGAUGUUUUUUUUCUUUACGCGCCUGCCGACCAGAUGCAGACACAUUUUGGCGCGCAUUCUGAGUUUUUAAAGUAGUCCUUCACGAUUUUUGUCAUCAUACUGAUGUUUGUGACUUCUGCGCGCUCCACCCCGCCUGCCGGAGCGGAGGAGCGCUGUGGACCAGAGAGGCGCACGAGGAGAGGAGAGCAAGCUGAUGUUAGCGGCUGUGGCGAGGUUCAGUCUGCCAGUUCAAACACGAACAGCAAAGACUAACUCAGCAAAUGAACUGCAUUUACGGAGAUCUGUUUUUUUGUUUUGUUUAAGAUAUCCUGCAGUCAGUCACUCGCUUUUUAUCUAGACUUUUUUUGUUUUUAUAAGUUUAUUUGUAUAAACGAUGUUUAUAGAAAAAAAUGUUUGACCUAACGAAGGUCAAUUUGUACUUUCACUACGCCAAAGUGAUUUCAGGACGUUAGCGGGUUACUUUUCGUAGUUUGCUCGGUGUUAAUGCAUACGUAGUCACUUCUCUGCACCCCUCUGAUUGCUUCUUACACCUGACUCUUGGCAAUGGUCACUGGAGGUCACGUUUCAGCGCGACGCACUUAUCCAACUAUUGUGCAUUUCGUCUUUUGCGACCGUGAUUUCAUUAACGGAUAGGCACUUUUGAAACUUUACCAAAUAACUGAGAGUCUAAAAAGUACAGCUAGCAAGGGCUUACCGGUUGUUAGUACACUUUAAAGCAAAAAAAAAAAAGAAAAAAAAAAAAAAAGAAGUAUGACUUUGUCAGAACUGAGCUCUGCGCUCCUGGUGGUCCAUUAAAAGGUGUCAAAUCAUUCAUUUUGAGAAUGUUAGGAAGUCCUUCCAACAACGGCGGCAUCAGAAUGCUCGUGCCCCCAGCUGCGAACGACGACAGGCGGGUAGAGUUUGUGGCUCUGACCGCCGUCCACACGGAGAGAAGCGAGCCGUCCACUCCGGAGCGCGGACACCCGUCUCACCGCACAGGUCUGCUGGGCACCCCGCUGCCCGGACCACCCGGACCCCGAGCCAACGCGUCCGCUGCAAGUAAGCGCUACAGAAAGUUGCAAAAUUGCCUAUACAACGUACUAGAGAGACCAAGAGGAUGGGCUUUCAUCUAUCACGCAUUCAUUUUUUUGCUGGUGUUCAGCUGCUUGGUAUUGUCUGUCUUCUCCACCAUCCCCGACCACCAGAAGAUGGCCAACCAAGGCCUCUUUAUCUUGGAGUUUGUCAUGAUUGUGGUUUUUGGGAUGGAGUACUUCAUCAGGAUCUGGGCAGCAGGCUGUUGUUGCAGAUACCGUGGAUGGCAAGGGCGUCUGAGAUUUGCCAGGAAGCCCUUCUGUGUUAUAGACUUCAUAGUGUUUGUGGCAUCGCUGGCGGUGAUUGCUGCAGGGACUCAGGGCAACAUCUUUGCCACAUCUGCCCUGCGCAGCAUGCGUUUCCUGCAGAUCUUGCGUAUGGUCCGUAUGGACCGACGGGGAGGCACCUGGAAACUACUGGGCUCAGUAGUUUAUGCUCACAGUAAGGAGCUGAUUACAGCCUGGUAUAUAGGUUUCUUGGUCCUCAUUUUCGCCUCGUUCCUAGUCUACCUGGCUGAGAAAGACAACAACUCUGAUUUCGGCACCUAUGCAGACUCCCUCUGGUGGGGAACUAUAACUUUGACCACUAUUGGCUAUGGUGACAAGACCCCUCGAACGUGGCAAGGGCGACUCCUUGCUGCUGGCUUUGCUCUUCUGGGAGUAUCCUUCUUUGCCUUGCCUGCUGGAAUUUUAGGUUCAGGCUUUGCCUUGAAGGUUCAAGAACAGCACAGACAGAAGCACUUUGAGAAGAGGAGGAUGCCUGCUGCCAAUCUCAUACAGGCUGCAUGGCGCCUCUAUUCCACCGAUGCCAAACACUCCUAUCUAACAGCUACAUGGUACUUCUAUGACAGCAUGCUGCCUUCAUUCAGAGAACUGACGCUACUGUUCAGUCACCUCCAGCGACAACGUAACACCAAGAAGGUUCUCCAGAACUCCUACCACACGCUGCUGUCUGGGCUGCGGCCCUACAGCUCCCCCUACCUGUCGAGGGACAGCAGUAAAAUGGGCUUCCGCGAUCGAAUCAGGAUGAACAAUUCCCGUUCAUCCCAAACCAUUCGGAAUAAGGCGUCACCACUACCGCCUGGCUCCAGUGUCCGCCGCUCUCCCAGCCAGGAGAAUGUCCCUGAAGCUACCAGUCCUGGAAAGGUCCAAAAGAGCUGGAGUUUUAAUGACCGCACACGCUUUCGCACCUCUCUUCGCCUCAAACCUCGUCCCCCUGUGGACGUGGAGGGUGUUGGAGAGGACAGCGUGGAAGACAGACCAUACUGUGACGUGACCAUGGAGGAGGUGAUUCCAGCAGUGAAGACACUUAUAAGAGCUGUCAGGAUCCUGAAAUUCUUGGUGGCGAAGAGGAAGUUUAAAGAAACACUGCGUCCAUAUGAUGUGAAAGAUGUCAUAGAGCAGUAUUCUGCAGGACACCUGGAUAUGCUGGGCCGCAUCAAGAGCCUGCAGAUGAGGGUGGACCAGAUAAUUGGUAGAGGAGCUGUUCCGCCUGAUAAGAAAGCACGCUCUGAAAAGGGGGAGAAGACCCCACCAGAACUGGACCCACUGGAUGAGCUAAGCAUGAUGGGACGUGUAGUUAAAGUGGAGAAACAGGUACAGUCCAUAGAGAACAAGCUGGACCUUCUGCUCAACUUCUACUCCCAGUGCCUAAAGAAAGGUUCAUCCCAUGUCACCCUGUCCUCUCUCCUGGAUCCCGACCUGACAUCUGACUAUCACAGCCCCACGGACCAAAGAGACCUCUUCCCCUCGGCUAACACACUCAACAUCUCCCAGUCUGACAGCGGCAACUUGGAAUGACAAUGAGAUGACUGUUCAAACACAGACACAAACCCUUUACAGUACGUCUUCCUUAGGCUGAGUCCUCACUCUGAGCAGCCCAGCUUAACCGUCUUCACCUCACUUCAGAUUUGUCUGCUAUGAUUGCCCCUCCCCAUCUCAAAUUUGCAUCCUCAGCCCUUUUCUCGGAGUGAAUGUUUUCAGAGCUGAGACAGAAGCCACUAGAUGGCUCCACCAGACUAGGAGUCUCAGCCAAAGCUGCUCACCGCACACGCCUCUCGACUCACUGGAUGAGGAUGGAGAAAGGACACAUGAUCAAAUAGUACUUGACUAGUGACCCACUCUCACCCACUCACCUCAUGCUAUUUAUCUAUACCUACUUUAAAACUUCAACUGUAGAUAAUCAGACUACAAGAAGAGUCUUUACUCUUUCUUGGCCACUUUAAUCAACUCACUGAGUUUUCUAACUCAGCUGAUGUGCCAGUCAUUUCUUCAGUACUUUGCCAUUCAUACAUUGGGAUGCCAUUGCAGUAUUUAUUGCUUUGAUGACUGCAAUGGGUCUAUUCUGCAACGUCGCAAUGACUGAUAAGCACAGACGGAACCAUCGACACAGAAAGAAGGUGCUCUCUUUGACCUGGAUCGGCAGACUCAGCUGGCAGCCAAUACGGUACACAGUUCCACCCAUACAAGGGAAUUUUGACCGUGUAAAUCCUGCUUUCGUUGCUCAGACUCAGAGGAAUGUGUUGGAGUGAAUGGUGCAUACUGUAUAUUGUUUGUUUUGAUUUCCACCCCUUUCUUAGAAGUCUGGUCUCCAACAAGCCCACUUGCAAAAAACUCAUUGUUUUCUGUUUGGCUGGUUUUAAGGGAGAAAUGUUCAGAUUAAUUUAGGAUUUAGUAAAGACAAAACAUUCUGUCAUAGGUCCGAAAUCCCUCUUUUGCAGUGUUUCAAAGGCUAUUGUGCAACUCAGAGAAUUUCAAUGGCCUAAAUUGAUGGGUUUUUUUUUUAACAUCUUGUUUAAAUCUGCUUGUCUUGCAGCCCACACUCCUGCCAUGCAUGCUCACCAGCCCUUUAGAUGAAACCCCAGAUCCUCGAUCAGAUUUGAGGCAUGAAUUCUGCACUGCUUCUCAUCACUCACACCUGGCCUCGAGUCAGGUUUACCAUUUCAGCUGCUUCAGAUUGCUGCUAAUGUGUCACAACCCCUUUGGCAUGAGGAUAGUUCUCACUUCUUGUUUUCAGAUGUCCAGUGCACGUGCAGAAACUUUAUGGUCAGUUUGAAGUAGUUUUGAACAAUAAAUAAUACGUAAAACGCAUCCAGGUCAAAUGCAUGAAUCCCAGAUCCUAAUCCUCAUGGACGUGAAUGAGUCUUCAAAACUUACAGCGUCAAGGUGUGCAGCAUCCCCAAAGGUGUUGCAGAAGUUCUCCUCUUCUUUCUACUAAUGUUUCAAUCUUAGGAAUGUCGGCUCACUAAAUGUUUUGCCGUUGGAAAAAACUGGAGGGUGCACAAAUGCACACAUGCAGACACAUUUAUUAACAAAAGCAAUUCCUUUACUUAAAUACUUUGACAUUUGAUAAAUAUAGAACUUUUUUUUCGUGUUUAAUUCUUUUUUGUCAUUGUGUUGGUGAACUUGAUUUUAUUGAAUUUCAUGUAACCUAAAACUGAGGAGGAUGUUUUUUUUUUUAUGAUUCUGGUUAAACAGAAUUUAGAAUUUAAGUUAAUAUAUUCAAUUUAGUAUGAAAUGAUCUUUAGAUAAAUGUGGCAUUUUUAACAAAUGAAAUCAUCACGACUGUAACCACAGACAGCUGAUCAGUUUUACACACUUGCAGAGCUCAGAUGUGUGUUUUUUUUAAAACGUCUCCACAUAAUUGGUGACAGGGCUUCAGCCAAGAAAGCAUUCAUCAUGCUGUUUUUGGCCAGUGAGAGUAUCUUCUGUCCCAUUAAAGCCAGUUAACUCAGGUGCUUCACUUUUCUAUUUAAGCGAGGCUAUUUAACAAUGAACGCACUUCAUUGCUCUGUCUGUUUAGAUCUGUUUAUGAUUGGGUGGCUCCUGCUGCCACAAGGAGUAAAUUGGCUUUUACAGUAAGAACUUUUUUAUUGCUACCAUUUAAAUCUUGUGUUAAUUUUAAGGAGAACUGUGCGGUAGAUUUAUUCUUUGGGCUGGAUUAUUAGAGGCGUAGUUAAACUGAACAGCGCUGUUGUUUCAUUGUCACCUGGAAUGUUGAGCUUUAUAAAAAAUAUAUGUGAGAUCAGUGUAUUGCAUGUUGUUGUUUCAUGGUGGACCCAGUAUUAGAGGAAAAGAAAAAAAAGACAAAAAGAAAAACACAAGGUUGUCUACUGUAAAGUUAGACAUAAAAAGCAAAUGACCUGUGCCUUCUUUGCCCUCGUUCUGUACAUGAUAGGGUGCAGCUUUAUAUCUCUAACUUAUACCUGCUUGGAUAACAAAUGUUUCUUAAAAAUAUCACGAGAAUGCUUUUUUAAUUUUUUUCGCAAAACCUUUAACAAAGAAACACCUUGAGAAUUAUUGUAACGAUUUAAUCUUUUACAGCUGCUGUAAACUUUCAUAUUUUUUGAGAAUAUUACUGUAUGUUCAGCAUAUCAUCAUACCUCUACCAGGUCCUCCUAACAUAGACACCAAUACUGUAUCUUAACACCCAUCAUAUUUGGAGGUUGGAGGCAUGGACAUUUGUAUCAUCACAGGCAUGUGUACUUUCAUAAGCAUGAAACAGAUCUGAAUAGCUUCCACACAACUACCUCUGAGGCUACUAGGAGGCGCUAGGAAGCUGAUUAGCAGAAACAGAAACUGACUGAAUGCGAUGCAUGACUCAAUCUGCACGUUCUCGUUUCUCUAUGAAAUGUCCUUCCAUCCGUUCAUCGUUCACUGACUUGCUGCCAUUUGACAUUCCAGCUCAUUGUUGUUUAGCUGCUCUUUUAGGUGUUGGAACUGUUGCUAACGAAUAAACAUGAACCGAUCAAGCAAUAAGCAAAAUGCUGACUCAACACAAAGUCUUCCAAUUCCAGUUGAUGAGCUCUAUAUAAUAUGCCACCGUUUGUUUGUUUAAUCAAAUGUAUUUGAUCUUACAAAAAGGUACAAAAUGUCUUUCUGCUGAGGAUAAAAUUAGAUCACGUGACUAACUUAUUAAUUUAUUUGUUUCAAUAAAGCUCUUUGGACUGUA
Molecule: messenger RNA, 6158 nt
Organism: Melanotaenia boesemani (Boeseman's rainbowfish)
Lineage: Eukaryota; Metazoa; Chordata; Actinopteri; Atheriniformes; Melanotaeniidae
Product: potassium voltage-gated channel subfamily KQT member 4
Exons: 14
Coding region: 959-3007 (682 amino acids)
Biological process (GO): transmembrane transport; potassium ion transport
Cellular component (GO): membrane
Molecular function (GO): voltage-gated potassium channel activity
Source: RefSeq, a predicted model, not a curated record